Messenger RNA from Glycine soja, 1896 nucleotides. Its product is annotated as heptahelical transmembrane protein 4-like. The record is from RefSeq and is a predicted model, not a curated record. NCBI's taxonomy places the organism in Eukaryota, Viridiplantae, Streptophyta, Magnoliopsida, Fabales, Fabaceae. The transcript has 4 exons. Bases 310 to 1434 code for a protein of 374 amino acids. Gene Ontology annotation, molecular function: signaling receptor activity. Gene Ontology annotation, cellular component: membrane.
UCGCUACUGGCGCGGCGCAGUAGGGAGAGGAAGAAACGGUGCGGCCAAAGGGACCAAUAAAAGAAAUAAUGGAGCGUAGUUGGCAUUUUGGCGUCACCCUCAAGAAUCUUCCUAAUCCUAAUCGCUUAUUAACGUCGAGGUUACUUGUCCGUCUAAUCAACUCAACAUUUCGUCAUCAUCCUCAUCCACCUUCGUUAGAUUUCCCCCUCAACAUUUUUUGUUUUUCUCUCCAUCCCAAUUAUCGCCACCUCCUCUUUCUUCAAAUUUCAAUCUCAGGUUAAUUAUUAAUAUUGUGGAAAUUGACAGAGGAUGGGUGGUGAGGAAUUGUGUUUGAUGGAGAACUCAGGGAAAGGGAAGAGGCUGUGGAAGAAGGUGAAGUACCAGCUGGUGGAGUACCACUCCUUGCCCGGUUAUUUGAGAGACAACGAGUACAUUCUCGGUCACUAUCGAUCCGAAUGGCCCAUCAGGCAGGUUUUGUUGAGCGCAUUCACCAUCCACAACGAAACUCUCAACGUUUGGACGCAUUUGAUCGGGUUCUUCAUAUUUCUGGCAUUGACCAUAUACACUGCCAUGAAUCUUAAUUCGCUACAGCAGUUUCCUGACAUGCUCAAGAAGGCCGACCUGCACAAAUUACAAUCAGAAAUCUUGACGUGUCUCCCUUCCAUGCCUGAUUUGCACAUACUCAGGGAGGGAAUCUCAAGUUGGCAUAUUAAAGAAUAUCUGUACAAUUGUUUGCCAGUAAGAUUUUCCAGUAGCAAUCAUACUGAUGCAUGUGUUCUGCAUAGUGUAAAAGAUGACUUGGCGAACAUAAUAGCACCACUCAUGAUUAGACCAAUUACAAGGUGGCCUUUUUUCGCAUUUUUAGGGGGUGCCAUGUUUUGCUUGCUAGCUAGCAGUAUUUGCCAUCUCCUCUCUUGUCACUCUGCACGCAUGGCAUACAUUAUGCUCAGGCUCGACUAUGCUGGAAUUGCAGCCCUGAUAUCUACCUCUUUCUAUCCUCCAGUAUAUUACUCUUUUAUGUGUUACCCAUUUUUCUGCAACCUUUACUUGGGAUUUAUCACUGUAUUGGGCAUCUCCACCAUCUUGUUUUCUCUACUCCCAGUGUUCCAAAAUCCAGAAUUCCGCACCAUCCGAGCAUCUCUCUUCUUUGGAAUGGGUUUAUCUGGCGCAGCACCUAUUCUGCACAAGCUUUAUCUAUUUUGGGGCCAGCCUGAAGUGUUUCACACGACCGGUUACGAGAUUCUGAUGGGUGUUCUCUAUGGAAUCGGAGCACUGGUUUAUGCCACUAGGAUUCCAGAACGAUGGAUGCCUGGGAAAUUUGACAUUGCCGGACACAGUCACCAAUUGUUUCAUAUAUUGGUGGUGGCUGGGGCAUACGCUCAUUAUCGGGCAGGGUUAGUUUAUCUCAGGUGGCGUGACCUUCAAGGUUGUUGAUUUGAUAUGCAUCUAUGAACGAACAGUGGUUGAAUACUCUGCUGUUAUGUAACUAGUAAGUAUGUGCUAGUAUACACUCCUCCAACUGAUGUGAAUUUGUGAUUCCGGUAGGGGAUGUUUAUGCAGCCAUAGGGAUUAUGUACGCACUUAGAACCCUUAGCACACAAGUCACUAGUCAGCAAUAAAAAUUUUAUUUGGUCUAUCGUGACAUACUAGAAACAUUUUUCUUCUGCCUGCAUGUAUCUUGUUAUUCAAGUUGUAUUAUUAGCCUUGUGUUUUGCUCUGGAAGUCGGGAUACUAUUUUGGAAGCCGAAGUGGCUUCUCAAGAUUAUAGUCCCAAGGGUUGCCCUCUCAUUCCUGCAACAAAAUUGUGUAUUUUUUAUUUUUAAUUAAAAAUCAUGUGGAUGUUAUGCAAAUUUAGCUCCAUUUCAUCAACUAUUAAAUUGAUGUAAUUUUUUUUAU